This is a messenger RNA of Symbiodinium natans, 747 nucleotides long. The record is from the annotation of a GenBank genome assembly. Lineage: Eukaryota; Dinophyceae; Suessiales; Symbiodiniaceae.
AUGCCGGCGAUGAGCGACCUGAAGCCUGCAAUCCUUGCGGCCGGCAGCUUGUUCAUGCUGGCAGUGCUCUACCUGCUGAUCAGGGAAGAAAGCGAGGAAGAGCAGAGCUCCGGUGCAGAUGCCAAGGACUCAAAGGCGCUUCUUAAGGAGGUGCUGGCUCAGCUGCUGGACGUGGAGCAGCGAGCCAAGCAGGUGGUAGAAGAGCUCGUGCGAGAUCAGCUGGCCGGCAAGGACGUUUCCAUCGCUGAAGCGUACAGCCGCGUGGAAGCCUGCGGGCUCGUCGACCCACUGGAGAAGCAGGGGCUCAGCAUUCAGGAGUUCGAGGGGAUGGUGGCGGAGUCGCAGAACGACCCCUUUGUGAUGGAGUCCAUGGUCCGUCUUUCAGGACAGCACCCAGCUGACCUCAAACCUGGCAGGGACCUCGAGGCCGCGAAGAUCUUGGAGAUGAAAGAGUAUGCGCUGGUCGAGCUGGAGAAGCUCGUGGCCAGCUUCUUGAAAGAGCCGAACGUGGAGUCCAAGGACUUCAAGGCGGCCACCGUGGCGCUGAAGGCUCUGGUGCACGCCAAAGUGGAGAAGGCUCAUGGGGUGGCGGCGGACGAAGUUGAAACAGCUGCCGUCAUGAAGCAGGAGGAGCUGCUUAGCAACCCGGAUUUCGUGAACAUCCUGAAGCGCCAGCAGACAGUGAUGCAGCUUCUCAUGAGCAAGCUGAUGGAGGGGCCCAAGGAUGUUGGUGGAGACGUGGAUUGA